This is a messenger RNA of Suncus etruscus (white-toothed pygmy shrew), 945 nucleotides long. RefSeq names its product olfactory receptor 52B2-like. The transcript has a single exon. The record is from RefSeq and is a predicted model, not a curated record. Gene Ontology annotation, biological process: G protein-coupled receptor signaling pathway. Gene Ontology annotation, molecular function: olfactory receptor activity; G protein-coupled receptor activity. Bases 1 to 945 code for a protein of 314 amino acids. NCBI's taxonomy places the organism in Eukaryota, Metazoa, Chordata, Mammalia, Eulipotyphla, Soricidae. Gene Ontology annotation, cellular component: membrane.
AUGUUCACUUGCAACAACUCAAUUCCUCAACCUUCAGUAUUUGUGCUGGCUGGAAUUCCUGGCUUGGAAUCUUACCACGGUUGGUUUUCUUUGCCAUUUUUCCUGGUAUUUCUUAUUGCACUCAUUGGAAAUAUCACCAUUUUAUGCAUCAUUCAGGUAGAGAAGAGUCUUCACGAGCCCAUGUUUCUCCUCUUGGCUAUGCUAUCAAUUAUUGAUCUGUCUCUGGUCACUGCCACCGUGCCCCGCAUUCUGGGUAUAUUUUGGAUGAAUGCUAAAGAAAUAAGCUUCAAUGCGUGCCUUACACAGAUGUUUUUUAUUCCUUCCUUUUAUGUCAUGGAAUCUGGGAUCCUCUUGGCUAUGGCUUUUGACAGAUUUGUGGCCAUCUGGCACCCUCUGAGAUAUACAACCAUCCUUGCAAACUCCAUGCUUGUGAAGAUGGCACUGGCUGUCCUAGCACGAGCAAUAGCAAUACUGACCCCAGCACCCAUCCUGACAAAAAGACUGGAAAGCUUCCAGACCCAUGUCAUCGCUUAUUCCUACUGUGCUUAUAUGGCAGUGGUACAGAUAGCCUGUGGAGACAUCUCUGACCACAUUGUCUAUGGCCUUAUGGUUAUUGUAGCAUCUGUGGGAUUUGAUCUGUUCUUUAUUAUGUUGUCAUAUGGUCUGAUUCUCCAUGCUGUCUUUCGCAUACCUUCUUGGGAGGCCAGGGGCAAAGCUCUCAGCACAUGUGGCUCUCAUCUUUGUGUCAUUGCUCUCUUUUAUUCUCCUGUUGUUUUCUCCGUUCUGGCCCAGAUUUUAGGCUACCAUAUGGCUUCCCAUCUACAGAUAAUUAUUGACAAUCUCUACUUCUUGGUACCGCCCAUGGUCAAUCCCUUGAUUUAUGCUGCUAGGACCAAACAAAUGAGAGAGUGGGUGACCCGAAUCCUCCAUUGUCGUAGAGACUGA